GCAUUAUUUUAAAUGUCUUUUUUUUUAAGAUGGCAAUAAAAUGAAUUAAGAUGGCGAGUAAAGAGGAGUUACUUGCAAGUUUGAUAGAACAACAAAAAGUUUUAACAGAACAAAGCGAUGCAGUUGCCAACAUUGAACAUGGUAGUAAAACCCGUGGUGAUGGACACAAUGAGGGAGAGCAAGAGUACGUAUACUGGGCGAGGAGAGGAGAGUUAGAAACCGCAGGUGAAGUAGAGGUGUGUAGCAGCACUGGAUCAGAAAAUCAUGAAGGUGCUGAAAUUCUGGUUGUUGACGAAACUUUACAGGGACACACUACUGAAGUGUCGACGAGUGAGGAGAACGGCAUAGUUAACGGCGUCAACGAAACAGUUAGUAACACGUUAGAAAUUGAAGAUUGCUUUCCGAAGUACGAGGAUCUGGAGCAACAAAGACGAAUGGAGGAGAAACGCGAGACUGCUCGUUUGCAGGAGCAGAUCAUGAACGAAGAGUAUCAAAAGGCUAUCGGCUAUUUACUCUGUUCAAGUAAAUCGAAAAGUGGCAAGCAAAAGAAAAAACAGACAAUGACGGCAUAUUUAUUUUUCUGUCGUCGAUAUCGCUCGAAAAUAGUCGCGCGAAAUCCAAAGCUCUCUUUUGCGCAGAUUAGCAAGUUGUUAUCGCACAUGUGGAGGAACGCUUCCGAACAGGAAAAGAACAUGUACCGAGUGAAGCUAGAACAACAUCGUACGAAAGUCAACGCGAUCGUUGAGAAAAAUAUGAUCGAGAAAAUGAAAAUGGUAAAACAACAGAAACUCGUGGAAGAAUUAAGACGUCAAAACGAAGAAGAAGAAGGUGGUCAUGGUUCGGUUGAAAACAUUGAACUGGCUGAACAAGAAACUAUAGUUGAAGAUGGUGAGACUGACCAGGGAGGCAGGUUGCAAAUUGUUGAAUAAGCCUCGCUCAUUGAGGAUAUACAAAGUGUAAAUAAACAUGUUGCUAAAAAUAACUCGAACAUAAGCGACCACCUUGGUUCCAGUCUUUUCCUUUCAACACCACGCUGGAGUUUUCAAACUAUUUCUUAAGUUUCAUCUCGUUGGAGUCAAGACAUUCCCUGGAAAAUACUUUCAAUCCAUCUGGAUAACAGAUUUCCUAACCAGAUAAAAUGGGUUAAUUUUUACGAAGUUAUAGGAUAUGUAUUUAUUAAUUUAUCUGCUUAUCGCUGACUAAUGUUCAGUACAUCUGUUGGCGGUACAGCCAUGUUCAAACCAUAGUGAUUAGAAUGUUUAUUUUACCGAACCAUAACAUGAAGCAUCAUGGGAACGCCCCCAAAAAUGCAAAGCUUUUAUAUCCACUCAAGAUGAGAAGUUGUAUUUUGUACUGACGCUUUUAUCUCGCGUUUUUGUGUACAUUAUAUGUCGUUAAUGAGAAGAAGAUAGAACGUGUUUA
Messenger RNA from Hydractinia symbiolongicarpus, 1422 nucleotides. RefSeq lists its product as uncharacterized. Bases 51 to 929 code for a protein of 292 amino acids. The transcript is spliced from 2 exons. Lineage: Eukaryota; Metazoa; Cnidaria; Hydrozoa; Anthoathecata; Hydractiniidae. The record is from RefSeq and is a predicted model, not a curated record.